AGUCAUCUCUCCUUCGCGCCGAUUCAAGUCGAAAAUGUCAGACAAGGUCAAGGAAGUCGCGGUGGAGGAGUUCGAGCAGGCGAGAGUUCUCACCAGAGACGCGGUCCGAUCAGGCGCGUACCUCUACCCUCUCAAGGGUAUCGCGUACUUUUUCGUGCACCGCAGCUUAUGGCGUCCUCUCACUGCGAAACUCAUCCCUACCGUCUCCCUAGGACUGGGUGUGACGGCCUUCAUGUUCGCCGUGACCUACGUCCCGCAAGCCGCAGUCCUCACCCUCGUCAAUGGCCCGCUCGCCAUUGUGACCACGGUCCUCCUCGUCCUCAGCGAGAGUUCGACCAUCUUCUCUGUCCUUAGCAAGAACUUCCUCAUCGAUGAUGCGCUCAUCGACACCUUUGACGGCACGCUGCUCAGCCGCAACCUCAACUCUCUCGUCUCCACUGAGCGCCAGGUCAAGUCCGGCAAUGAUCCAAUAGGAAACCUCGGCAAGCUUAUGAAGAAGCCGUUUGAGCGCUUCACCCCGAAGGCCAUCAUUCGGUACUUUCUCUACCUGCCGCUGAACAUGAUUCCGGUCGUAGGCACGGUUCUCUUCGUGCUGCUGCAAGGGCGCAAGUUCGGCCCCACAGCGCAUGCGCGGUACUUCCAGCUCAAGCAGAUGUCGAAGAGGGACAGGGAUGAGUUCGUCGGAAAGAGGAAGGCUGCAUACGCCAGCUUCGGCGUCCCCGCAGUCCUCCUCGAGCUUGUUCCCAUUCUAGGCAUAUUCUUCGCCUUCACCAACACCGUUGGCGCAGCACUCUGGGCCGCAGACAUGGAGCAGAAGAACGCAGGCGGGGAGAACACAACUGCUCCGAAUCUGCGCAACCAGGCGGAGUUGGCGAAGAAGUCGGAGUAGUGAGGAAGCGCUCUGCCACACUUCCUCUUUCCUCUAAAAUUCCUCUAAAUUGUGUGGAGGCUUGAUGCUGAUGACUUAUGCAUAAGCCAGUCUGAACCGUAUGUUCGGUAUGGGCCAAACGGGCGUUAUAGAUACCCCUGGAAGCCGCCUUGGGCAAAAGGUGAUCGUCUCGGUUGGUGAUGGGCGAGGCGUUACGGGUUUGUGGAUGCUCGAGGACAUCGGGACAGUGGAGUAUUGCCAGUACACACGGCACGAGGGUCGAUAAGGCUUCAGAAGGAUUCGCCGGCACGGUGCCAUACCUAGAGAGCAUAUUCCUAUCCAAUACACAUGGAUGAAUCAUUCAGA
Messenger RNA from Trematosphaeria pertusa, 1234 nucleotides. RefSeq lists its product as uncharacterized. Gene Ontology annotation, cellular component: lipid droplet; ascospore wall; prospore membrane. Lineage: Eukaryota; Fungi; Ascomycota; Dothideomycetes; Pleosporales; Trematosphaeriaceae. The coding region runs from base 35 to 889 and encodes 284 amino acids. The transcript is spliced from 3 exons. The record is from RefSeq and is a predicted model, not a curated record.